This is a messenger RNA of Bipolaris maydis ATCC 48331, 990 nucleotides long. RefSeq lists its product as uncharacterized. The record is from RefSeq and is a predicted model, not a curated record. NCBI's taxonomy places the organism in Eukaryota, Fungi, Ascomycota, Dothideomycetes, Pleosporales, Pleosporaceae.
CCCCACUUUGUCCGUCCCUAGUACUCACGGCAUCAUGACUCAAUCUCCAUCUCGAGCGGUCUUUUUGGCUCAGGAAUCGCGUCCACGAUGAACGCAAUCGGCGACCUGUCUCCCAAUUUAGACCCAACUCAGCUUGCCGCGGGGCAGGCGCCUCCAACCCCGCCUCACGAAAACGCCCUCGACGAUGUGUAUGGCUCUGCGCCUUCGUCCCCAGUUCUUUCUACACAUGCCCCGCAGGCACGGCGCCAUGAAAUCCUUUCCGAUCUGCCCUCUCGUCAGCGCGCCCUGGAUACGGAUGCUUAUCGAGAAGGCCUAGCAACUAGCAAGGGCCAGUAUGUACAGCAAGGAUUCGACGAAGGCUAUUCUCUCGGGGCAAAUCUUGGACUCAACACAGGCUACAUCCUCGGUGUUCUACAAGGCUUUGUUGCCGCAUGGAAGAACCAUGACCCGCAAGUACACAAGGAAGCCACGGAAAUCUACCAUACGGCUCGGACCGAAUUGGCCAUAGAGAAGCUUUUAGGUCAACAAUGGGUGGAUGAGGAAGGCAUUUGGAAAUGGGGUGUCGUGAGCAAGGAAGACGAUCCCACGUUUAGAGAGGUCGCUGCUCAGCAUCCCGUGAUGCACAAGUGGAUGGACAAAAUCCAAGAAUUGGCUAAAAGGUGGAAUGUGGACCUCAAGGCAGUAGACAAGAUGCAUGCUUCACAAGAACAUGAGGUUUGAGAAGAAGACUAAAAAAACAUGAUCAAAUACAUGGGACUCAAAGUCCCCGAGAAGCAGUCUUUGCUUGGUCAUGAGAAGCCUUGACACACUGUUUUAGUAUAAGCAAAUCAAACCCUAUCCUCGCUCUUGGUCGGCCGGUCAAGUCGGAGAUAAAAUCGCUUAGCACUGAUGGUAUGAAGCUCUCUUAAAGCUUUCGUUGCUGCUACAACAUUACUAGUAAUUUCUACUUAACAAGCACUGGCUUGUAGUAAACACAGAGUCAGCGCUUUU